Molecule: messenger RNA, 135 nt
Organism: Racocetra fulgida
Lineage: Eukaryota; Fungi; Glomeromycota; Glomeromycetes; Diversisporales; Gigasporaceae
Source: the annotation of a GenBank genome assembly
AAAUAUUAAAAGAAUUUGCUAAAACUAAAGAUGAUAAAGAACAUAGAAUUGGAGUUGAUAAGAUAAGAAAACAAGAUCAGAAAGCUGCUAUUAAGCUGCUUGAAGGUUUAGUUAAAGAAGGAUAUUUAAAAGCAU